AUGUCGCAGGACCCGCUUACCUCAUCCGCCGCAAUUCCUCCCGCCAAGCCCCGUCGCCGGCGUGACAAACCCCAAUUCUCCUGCAACGCUUGUCGUCAACGAAAGUCUCGAUGCGAUCGGCAACAGCCCACAUGCUCCAGCUGUCUCUCGCGGGGUCAGACGUGCGUCUACCUGACGCCUAGGCCCGGAGCAUCGUCCUCGUCGGCCCCGUCCAGCGGGACCUCCGGAGUCCAUGACCGGCUCGUGCACCUGGAGCGUCUCGUUAAGUCGCUGAUGGCCGAGGGGGUGGUAUCUCACCACCACCACCAUAAGCCCCCGCAGCCACUGGCCACGCCCGAUUCCAGUUCCAGUGGCGGUAUUCGACAAGAGUCGGCCAGCGGCCUCGAUACGCAGUCGGACUGCGGAAGCAUGCAGAUCACCAGUUCGGAGCUGCGGUAUGUGGCCGGCGAACACUGGGCGGCCAUUCUGGACAGUAUCGCCGACCUGAAAGCCCACUGUGACCGUGAGGAGCAGAUCUCCCUGGCCGAGACCCCCACUCAUCUCAGUGAGGAGGAACCACCCCACUUCCGCCAUGCUUUGUUGCUGUAUGGAUGUCACCGGGCCACCUCGCGCGCGGAGAUUAUCGCGGCUCUGCCGCCCAAGGCCGCCGUCGACCGCUACAUUUCACGCUAUUUCAACUAUCUCGACCUAGUCGCAUCCGCUGCGGUACAUGGGCCCAGCUUUCUGCGAGAGGCAAGUUGGCAUAUUUUGAAAUUAUCAUAUGAGGCAUUCUGGACCGAUUCCAGCCGGGUGUCGAUCGUAUGGGUUGGCCUUCUCUUCAGCAUGGUGUGUCUGGCGGUGAUGGCUUCGGAUACGACCGACGGGCCCGAAGCGGAGCAGAAGUCCCUCCAGAUUGACCUCUACCGCGAGAAGAUCGUGCAGUGCCUGGUUCUGGGCGAGUAUACGAAGCCCGGGCAAUAUGUGCUGGAGACCGUCGUGCACUAUCUUUACAUUGAGUUUGGCAUCAACCCGGAUGCGGAUCGCAACAUCUGGUUUUUGUUAGGACUGGAAGUCAACCUAGCGAUGCGAAUGGGUUACCACCGCGACCCCAGCCACUUCCCGGGCAUCUCACCGCUGCAAGGGGAGAUGCGACGACGACUCUGGGCCACCGUGUUGACGAGCGACAUUCUCCUCUCCAGCCAGAUGGGGAUGCCACGGAUGAUCUGUGACUGGAAGUGCGAUACGGCCGAGCCGCGCAACCUCUCCGACAUGGACCUGGACCAGGAGCUAACCCAGCUGCCACCGGCCCGACCCGAGACGGAACACACCCCGGCGCUGGGGAUCAUCGCCCGUCGCCGCAUGAUCAUCGCGCUGGGCGCGAUCGCCGAUCUCGCGGACGCGGUCAAACCGGUCAGCUACGCGGAGAUCAUGCAAGCGGAUCAAGCGCUGCACGAGGCGGUCGCCAGCAUUCCACCACCGCUCCGUAUCAAGCCGCUGGCGGCGAGCGUGACGGAUUCGCCGCAGGUGAUCAUGUCGCGGCUCUUCCUGGGCCACCUUUUGUACAAGGGGCAGAUCAUGCUGCACCGACGGUUCCUGGAGCUGCAUGUUGCGGCCACGGCCGGCGAAGCGCCCUUCGCGUACUCGCGCACCGCUUGUAUAGACGCAUCGCUGGGGACGUUGCACAUCCAGCACGUGCUCGACGAGGAGACCUGCCCGGGCGGCCAGCUCCACGAGAUGCGGUGGCGCAUCACCUCCAGCAUGAACCACCUCUUUCUAACGGCGACGAUGAUCCUCUGCUCGCUGCUGCACCGGGCGCAGCCGCUCAGCGAGCGCACGGAAGAAGUUCUGGCUGCCCUACGGCGGGCGCGCACCAUCUGGAUGCGACGCAGUACCUCGUCCCGGGAGGCCAAGCGCGCGACGGAGAUCGUCAGCCUUACCCUUGCGCGCGUCGGGGACGGGAAUCGGAGUGCGACGAGUGCCGAGGAGGACAGCGAGCCGAUGGUGGUGACGCAGAACGCGUCGACGGUCACCAGCAGUGACUUUACCACAGGGCUGGGGAUGACCACCUGGUCGCAUUCCAUGGAUCUGAGUGAAGCCGACCGAGGGAUGAUGCCGUCAAUGCUGGGACCAUACCCUCCCCCGCAGUAUACAGGGAUGGACUACUCCUUCCCCAUGAUGGACGACUGGUUGCAGAUGCAAUGGUUGGGUCCGCAGGAGGCGGAUCUGUUCUUCCCGGGGUGA
Molecule: messenger RNA, 2220 nt
Organism: Aspergillus saccharolyticus JOP 1030-1
Lineage: Eukaryota; Fungi; Ascomycota; Eurotiomycetes; Eurotiales; Aspergillaceae
Product: putative transcription factor
Exons: 5
Coding region: 1-2220 (739 amino acids)
Biological process (GO): regulation of DNA-templated transcription; DNA-templated transcription
Cellular component (GO): nucleus
Molecular function (GO): zinc ion binding; DNA binding; DNA-binding transcription factor activity, RNA polymerase II-specific
Source: RefSeq, a predicted model, not a curated record